UCCAUGUUUUUCAUGUUCAAAACGUUGAAGAUAAAUUUAGCUAGAAACGUAAACCGUCGACGAUGAAUUCACGAGGCCAUCCCGAACCUGAUUCCGAGUCUCCUCCGACUAUACCGUCGAGUCCCCGGACACCGAGGAUGAAGGUUAGUUCCAAACUGAAUCGAUGGUCCAUGGGGCGUGCUUUACGUUCCGGUGCUGUUAAGAUUGAACGUCAGACUCUUCGUACCGAUAACAACGACGCACCUUGCCGUCAAGUAACGACGGAGGAGCAGGCUGAUAGAAAGACGUCUGCUAUCGAGGACGGUUUUAGAGAUGACGUGGCGGGAAAGUCAAUAUAUAUGGUUUCAGACGGGACAGGGUGGACGGCAGAGCACUCCGUUAACGCAGCUUUGGGCCAAUUCGAAGAUCCAUUGGUCAAUCGUGGCUUUCCUGUUAACACCCAUCUCUUCUCUUGGGUGGAGGAUGAGGAGAAGCUAAUAGAAAUUAUCAAGCAGGCGGCAAAGCAGAAGGCAAUGUGUUUCUACACUUUAGCCAAUCCUUCUAUGUCCAAAUCCGCUAAAGAAGCUUGUGAUCUAUUAGGUGUGCUCUCUGUCGACAUCUUAGGACCAAUUAUCCAAGGCAUUGCGUCUCACUUGGGUGUUUCUCCGUCAGGUCUUACCCGUGGAGCUGCCGGUAGGGUCAAGACUCUCAACGAUGCAUACUUCAAAAGAAUCGAAGCCAUUGAGUUUACCAUUAAGCAAGACGAUGGGACUCUACCCGAGAACUUAGGCAAGGCUGAUAUCAUUCUAGUCGGUGUUUCACGGACGGGAAAGACGCCGCUGUCUACUUAUAUUGCUCAGAAAGGGUAUAAAGUCGCAAAUGUACCGUUUGUGAUGGGCGUAGAACCGCCCAAGACGCUUUUUGAUGUUGAACCGAGAAAAGUUUUUGGGUUGAAGAUUCAACUUGUGGUACUGCAAGCCAUCAGGAGAACAAGAGCUAAAACGUUAGGUGUGGAUACGGUAGGAGAGAACAGAUAUUCAGGCUUCGAUCUUGUUCGGAAAGAACUUGAUUUCGCGGCAAAGAUCUAUGCGAAAAACCCUGGAUGGGUGGUCAUAGAUGUGACGAAUAAAGCGAUUGAAGAAACAGCAGCUGUGAUUCUGCGGCUUUAUCAUGACGGUAGCGACAGUAGUACUUCUGUACCUUGUAUCUCAAAACGCUUCUAAGCUCACGAGAAUACAGUUUGGUACUAUUUUAACUAAUCAAACCUAGGCGCCUGUAUUUUGUUUACUCAACUAUUGUAUUUUUUUUUAACAUUUUCAUGUAAGAGGAU
Molecule: messenger RNA, 1309 nt
Organism: Brassica rapa (field mustard)
Lineage: Eukaryota; Viridiplantae; Streptophyta; Magnoliopsida; Brassicales; Brassicaceae
Product: pyruvate, phosphate dikinase regulatory protein 2
Molecular function (GO): transferase activity, transferring phosphorus-containing groups; ATP binding
Source: RefSeq, a predicted model, not a curated record